Molecule: messenger RNA, 2405 nt
Organism: Saccostrea cuccullata (small rock oyster)
Lineage: Eukaryota; Metazoa; Mollusca; Bivalvia; Ostreida; Ostreidae
Exons: 16
Coding region: 289-2337 (682 amino acids)
Molecular function (GO): signaling receptor binding; endopeptidase activity
Source: RefSeq, a predicted model, not a curated record
UCGUUUCAGAAUCGCCAUGUCUUAACCAAUCAUUUUACAACCCGAGAUUAACAUCGAAGUGCCUCUCUUCUGACCAAACUGGUGAUAAAUUCUGCAAACGGGUAUGGAAAAUAGUUCAAUGCUUAGGGAAUGGUAUUGUAAAGUCUUCAGGAAUAUCAUGUUCUGGAAUACGGCUGAAAUCUAUCGCUCUCCAAAAUCAGAAUACUAUUGAAAGGUUAAUGGGAAGGUCAAUCUCUCAGUGUGUUCAAUCUCCAUGCAAGGGACUAUAUUUUAAAAGACUGAGGAAGUAUGGAAUCCCUUGCUCUCGAACACUUCGAAGUAAGAAAAUCAACUUCAGAAGCACCGUGUCGUAAUUUUCAGCUUGUAGCAAAUUGUAUGGUUUCCAAAAUCAUUGAUGAAAACAAUUCUACUUGUUUGACCGAGGAUAAAGCUUCUACAGCACAGCUGUUUGUUUAUUAUUUACCACCAACGUACCAUGCUCUUUUCAAAAGAUGUGAAGCAAAAAUAUCUGAAUUUAGUGCAGUUGGAAAAGAUUCACAAAGUCUAGUCCAGGACGUUAGAACAACUACAAAGCUGACGCCAUUAAUUGAAUUUCAAGCAUCUUCUUCUCCUGAGCAUCCAGACACAGCGACUGAUGAUAGCACACAUUCGUCUUUAGCACAUUUAGCAACAUCGACCAAUGGUACUACAAGGUCUCCUGAACAUCCAGCUAUUACACCAGAUGCUACCACAAGCUCUCUUCCUAGCUUACUCAGAGUGAAUCUAGAUUGUCGUUUGCCUGGGAUCAUAUAUAGAGGACGCAGGAACAUAACUGAAUCCGGUAUAGUGUGUCAAAAAUGGGAUAUACAGAGUCCACACAAACACACUUAUGAUAUAAUUCGGCUUGCACAAGAGAACUACUGUAGAAACUUCGACAGAGAAGAGCCGUGGUGUUUCACUAGUAACUCUAGUGUUCGUUGGGAACUUUGUGGGGUGGAAGUUUGUAGAUCACCUUGCCUCAAUCAAACAUUCUUUACCGAACAAUUAAUAUCUCAGUGUCAAAAUGCGGCACAACCAGAUGAUCAAUUCUGCAGUCGUAUGUGGAAAAUGAUAAAGUGUUUGAAGAACCAAAUCGAAAUUUCAUCAGGUAUUUCAUGUUCUGGGAUUGAAAGUAGAUCUAUUGCUUUGCAACUUGAGGGAACCAUUGAGGGAGUAAUGAAGAGGUCUAUUUCUCAGUGUAUUCAACCUCCAUGCACAGCUUCAAUUGUGUCAACUAUGGAAGGGUUGUCGGAUUAUGGAAUCCCUUGUAACCAAGCCUUCCGUGUCGAUUUGUCAACAUCAGAAACACUCUGCAGUAAUUUUCAGGGUGUAGCAAACUGCGUGGUUUCCAGAAUUAUUGAUGAAACCAAUGCUACGUGCGUGGCUAAAGAUAAAGCUUACACAGCGAAGAAGUACGCAACACUUAUACCACCAGAAUAUACAGCAGAUUUUAAACAGUGCAUACCAAAGCUAUCUGAAUUCCCUGUACCAGAAGAAGAUUCCAGAAAGGUAGAACCGGACAUGGUAACAGGUGUUAAUCAAACACCAGUGAUUGUUGUCAUAGGAUUUGCAAUUGUUUGCAUUUUAGUAGGCAUCCUGAUUAUCAGUUUAGUAUCAAUGAGGAAAAUGCUUUUGCGAAAGAGAAGGAAAGAUUUAAUGCGCCUUCCAAAUGUUCCAAAGACAACAAAUAGUCUAUAUGAAUCAAAUUUUACCUCAUCAAAUAAUCCCUACAAUGAACCUGAUUAUGAAAUGAUUGAAGAACAAGACGAAAAUUAUGAUCAUCUGCGUGAACAAAGAGAAGAACGUGAAUCUCUGAAUGACAAGGAACAAGUUAGGGGCGGAUCCUACAUUAUUCCUAAUAAUGCAGAUGGUUCAUAUCUGGAGGUCUUACAUACCACAAACGAAAGUGUUAAUGCAAGUUACACGAAUAUUAACCGUUACGUAGAGUUGAUCGAUGAUAGCAUUGAACGUAAGUCUAAAGCAGAAGUCAAUGAUGAAGUAAAGGAGUCUCAAGCAGAAGUCAAUGAUGAAGUAAAGGAGUCUCAAGCAGAAGUCAAUGAUGAAGUAAAGGAGUCUCAAGCAGAAGUCAAUGAUGAAGUAAAGGAGUCUCAAGCAGAAGUCAAUGAUGAAGUAAAGGAGUCUCAAGCAGAAGUCAAUGAUGAAGUAAAGGAGUCUCAAGCAGAAGUCAAUGAUGAAGUAAAGGAGUCUCAAGCAGAAGGAAAUGAUGACGUAAAGGAGUCUCAAGCAGAAGUCAAUGAUGAAGUAAAGGAGUCUCAAGCAGUAGUCAAUAAUGAAGUCCAGGUACAUGCAGGUACAUGAAGAAAACAGUAGUGAUUCGGAAAGCACAGGACAUGAAGUUAUAUUGUGACUAUAUUAGCCAUAAAUUU